Molecule: messenger RNA, 2360 nt
Organism: Daphnia magna
Lineage: Eukaryota; Metazoa; Arthropoda; Branchiopoda; Diplostraca; Daphniidae
Gene: Mer
Product: merlin
Exons: 13
Coding region: 190-2199 (669 amino acids)
Biological process (GO): regulation of organelle assembly; positive regulation of early endosome to late endosome transport; positive regulation of protein localization to early endosome
Cellular component (GO): plasma membrane; apical part of cell; filopodium
Molecular function (GO): cell adhesion molecule binding; actin binding
Source: RefSeq, a predicted model, not a curated record
UAACUGCGUCGUCUGCAGUCAAGCCUGUUUUGCUUCAUUUUCCGUUGUUUUGUACCCAUUGAAACCUAAAGGAAUUUGUCAUCCCAUGCUUAUUCAAUAAAUCGAGUGAACCAAAAUGAAGUUGUGUUCUCAACACUACAAUUGGUAGAUUUGAAACCUUUCAUCAAGUUUAGGUAGCGGCGUGUAAAAAUGAAUUUUCGCCGAAAGCACAAAGCGUCAAAAUGUUUUCCAGUUAAAAUUCUUACCCUGGACGCACAACUCGAAUUCAACUUAGAGUGUAAAGCAAAUGGAAGAGAUUUGUUCGAUCUUGUGUGCCGAACUAUUGGAUUGAGGGAGACCUGGUAUUUUGGAUUGCAGUAUGAAGACUGUAAAGGAUUCCUGGCAUGGUUGAAAAUGGAUAGAAAAGUUCAGGACCAAGAUGUGCCAAAAACAACCCCUGUGCCUUUUGUAUUUUUGGCAAAGUUUUAUCCAGAGAAUGUGGCUGAAGAAUUAGUUCAAGAGAUAACUCAGCAUUUAUUUUUCUUACAAGUAAAGCAGAGUAUACUCAAUAUGGAUAUAUAUUGCCCACCUGAAAUAUCUGUCCUACUUGCAUCAUAUGCUUUACAAGCAAAGUAUGGAGAUUAUGAUGAGGCAGCCAUGAAACCAGGUCUUCUUGGCACAGAGGACUUGCUGCCUAAGCGAGUUCUUGAUCAGUAUCAGAUGACAGCCGAGAUGUGGGAAGAAAGAAUAAAAAUAUGGUACGCCGAUCACAAGGGGCUCAGUCGCGAUGAAGCUGAGAUGGAAUACUUAAGAAUAGUGCAGGAUUUGGAAAUGUAUGGUGUCAACUACUUCCCUAUAAAAAAUAAGAGGGACUCCGAGCUAUGGCUCGGCGUAACGGCGCUUGGUCUCAAUAUCUAUGAACAAGACAACAAGUCGGUACCACGCAUAAACUUUCCUUGGUCAGAGAUCCAAAACAUAAGCUAUGACGACAAAAAGUUUGCCAUUAAACCCGUCGAUAAGACGGCACCGCCGUUUAUUUUCUACUCUGAUAAGCACCGAGUGAACAAACUGAUCUUAGAUUUAUGCAUUGGAAAUCAUGAUCUUUUCAUGCGUCGGAGAAAGCCGGAUUCUAUUGAAGUGCAACAGAUGAAGGCCCAGGCUAAAGAAGAAAAACUCAGACGACAAGGUGAAAGAAACAAACUUGCACGGGAAAAGCAGCUUCGCGAGACGGCGGAACGUGAAAAAGCAGCUUUGGAACAGCAGUUGAUUCACUUUCAAGAAGAAUUCCGCGUAGCUAAUGAACAGCUGAGGCGUUCCGAAGAGUCGGCUGAAUUGCUGGCCGAGAAGGCCCGAGUUGCAGAAGAAGAAUCAAUGCUGUUAACCCAAAAAGCAUCAGACGCUGAGCAAGAACUACAGAGGAUUCGCCUUUCUGCCAUGAAAACCGAAGAGGAGAAGCUUUUGUCUCAGAGGCAAUUGCAUGAGGCGAAGCAAAUCGCAUCGAGGUUGCUAGAGAACUCGGAGCGUUGCGCAGCUGAAGCAGAACAGCUAAAGGGAGAUCUGUUACAGGCGCGUUACGCUGAAACUCAAGCCAAAAAAAAGCUAUUGGAAUUUUUAACAACACAAGCUAGUGUUGCUGCUUUACACGCUGCCUCUCGACCUAUUACACGCAUCCCUACUUCCGCUUCUGUUUUGUCUGUUCCCAACCUCUUUCCGUCAUCGGCUUCAUCGGUAACUGGCUCAGAUCACCACUUACACCAUCAAUCUGAUCUUCAACAACACUUACGGCGGCUAGAUGACGUCGCUAAUGAUGCAAAUUUACCAGCUUAUGAAGCCCGCCUUCCUAUUCCGCUAGCUAACCAGCUUACAGGCCUGACCAAUCUGACGGGCUUGAGUAGUAGCGGAUACUUACCUGCCAUAGCCGCUUCCGAACUUGUCAACUCUUCAGCUAAUUAUGAUCUUAUGACACAUGGUGACAUGGAGCAACUCUCGCUUGAAAUUGAGAAAGAGAGAGUCGAAUACUUGGAGAAAUCCAAGCAGCUGCAGGAGCAACUAAGAGAAUUACGCACAGAAAUUGAAGUCUUAAAAGUAGGUGAAAAACAAACCCUCUAUGAUCAGCUACAUGAAGAGCAGCUUCGCUCAGGGGAUGACAAAUACUCAACUCUCAAAAAGUCAAAAUCUGGAUCGACUGGAGCACGCGUGGCUUUUUUCGAGGAGCUAUAGCUUUAGUCAUAUUUUUAACUUCUGACAAUUCUUGUACAUAUAUUUUAAGAUUGCUUGACCAUUUUCAUGGGUGCAACGAAGUCUUAAACUGAACUCGCAUUGUUACCCAUUUUCAUGAAAUGUCUCAUAAUAGACAUUAGGAAAAUAGACUUUUCAUUCUA